Molecule: messenger RNA, 1023 nt
Organism: Fraxinus pennsylvanica
Lineage: Eukaryota; Viridiplantae; Streptophyta; Magnoliopsida; Lamiales; Oleaceae
Source: the annotation of a GenBank genome assembly
AUGGCCACCGCCACAACCGCCGCUGCAUCUUCGCCUACCAAUGUCGCCGUUAAGCGAGUGGGCACUCAUAAUGGCAGCUUCCACUGCGACGAAGCCCUUGGCUGCUUCAUGAUUCGCCUUACUAAUAAAUUCUUUAAUGCCCAGAUCAUCCGUAGCCGUGACCCCCAGGUGCUGGAAGAGCUUGAUGCAGUGCUCGAUGUAGGAGGGGUUUAUGAUCCGUCCCAAGACCGUUACGAUCAUCACCAAAAGGGUUUUGAGGAAGUUUUUGGACAUGGUUUCAAUACUAAGCUCAGCAGUGCUGGUCUUGUUUACAAGCAUUUUGGAAAGGAGUUAAUUGCCAAAGAACUUCAAGUUGACGAAGAACACCCAGACGUGCAUCGACUGUUUCUAGCAGUUUACAAGAGCUUCAUGGAGGCAAUUGAUGCAAUUGACAAUGGAAUCAAUCAGUAUGACACGGACCAGCCACCAAGAUAUGUAAAUAAUACACAUCUGUCUUCAAGAGUUGGGAAAUUUAACUUGGAUUGGGUAGAUCCUGAUCAGUCAGCCGAAAAGGAAAAUGCAGCUUUUGAACGUGCAAUGGCUCUAGCUGGCAGUGAGUUUUUAGAUAGUGUACGCUUUCAUGCACGGUCAUGGUUACCAGCAAGGUCGAUUGUCAUGGAGUGUCUUGCAGCAAGGGGUGAUGUUGAUCCUAGUGGAGAAAUAAUGGUUUUGGAUAGAUUUUGUCCUUGGAAACUUCACUUGUUUGAGCUUGAAGAGGAGAAUAAGAUUGAUCCAUCCAUCAAAUAUGUACUUUAUGAGGACGGCCGAAGCAAAAAUUGGCGAGUCCAAGCAGUGUCAACAGUGCCCAAUGGAUUUGAGAGCCGGAGGCCACUACCUGCUCAGUGGCGAGGUUUGAGAGACGAUGAACUAUCAAAAGCAUACGGUAUUCCAGGUGGCAUUUUUGUCCAUAUGAGUGGGUUUAUUGGUGGAAAUAAAACCUACGAGGGAGCAUUGGCAAUGGCAAAAGCAGCAUUGAAGCUAUGA